AUGUCGCAACACGCCUUGUCCGACCAGCAGGUCAACAAUGAGCUCAGCAAGAUGACGGAGUUCAUCAAGCAAGAAGCCAUGGAGAAGGCCCGCGAGAUCGAGAUCAAGGCCAACGAGGAGUUCGAGAUCGAGAAGUCCAAGCUCGUCCGCCAGGAGACAGAUGCCAUCGACAGUCAGUACGAAAAGAAGUUCAAGCAGGCCACCAUGUCCCAGCAGAUCACCCGCUCAACCGUUGCCAACAAGACGCGACUCAAGGUCCUCGGUGCCCGCCAGGAGCUGCUCGACAACAUAUUUGAGGAGGCCCAGAAGAAGCUCGCCGAGGGUGCCAAGGAUAAGGGCAAGUACCAAAAGGCCCUCAAGGGUCUCUUGCUCGAGGGUUUCUACGCUCUGGACGAGCCUGAGCUCCAGGUCCGCGCGCGCAAGAAGGAUUACGAUGUUGUCAAGAAGGCCAUCGAGGAGGCUGCCAAGGAGUUCAAGAAGGAGCUUGGAAAGGACAUCACAGCAAAGAUUCAAGAGGACGAUCCCCUCCCCGAGGGAAUUGCUGGCGGUGUCGUUAUUAUCAGCGGAAGUGGAAAGAUUGACAUCGAUAACACCUUUGAGGCGAGAUUGCGACUCUUGGAAGAGUCUGCUGCUCCUGCAGUACGAGAGGCUCUAUUCGGCAAGAACCCUAACCUACCUAGUGAAUCGCCGCAUGCCUUCAUCCUUUACGCCUAG
Messenger RNA from Fusarium subglutinans, 714 nucleotides. Its product is annotated as v-type proton ATPase subunit E. Gene Ontology annotation, biological process: proton transmembrane transport. The transcript has 4 exons. Gene Ontology annotation, molecular function: proton-transporting ATPase activity, rotational mechanism. NCBI's taxonomy places the organism in Eukaryota, Fungi, Ascomycota, Sordariomycetes, Hypocreales, Nectriaceae. The record is from RefSeq and is a predicted model, not a curated record. Gene Ontology annotation, cellular component: proton-transporting two-sector ATPase complex, catalytic domain. Bases 1 to 714 code for a protein of 237 amino acids.